Molecule: messenger RNA, 1718 nt
Organism: Xiphophorus hellerii (green swordtail)
Lineage: Eukaryota; Metazoa; Chordata; Actinopteri; Cyprinodontiformes; Poeciliidae
Gene: atoh1a
Product: atonal bHLH transcription factor 1a
Exons: 2
Coding region: 396-1466 (356 amino acids)
Biological process (GO): axon development; positive regulation of transcription by RNA polymerase II; sensory organ development
Cellular component (GO): nucleus
Molecular function (GO): E-box binding; protein dimerization activity; DNA-binding transcription factor activity, RNA polymerase II-specific
Source: RefSeq, a predicted model, not a curated record
UCGCGCGGUGCACCCUCCUUUACUAAGCCCCUCAUGACUUGCACGUGCGUCCGGUGGGAGGUUCCCCUACCACCCCGUUUGCGUCAAGCACUCCCUAAAUCGUAAUGUUAUCAUAAACAGUCCCACCUCAACGACCCAUAAUCACCUCUCAGGCUUUUUUUUACCGAGACAUCUCAUUGGACGUGAACACGCGACCAGCGCGAGGAGGGGGGCUUCCAGACGCGUGCCGCUUUUUAAGCCGACGCAGCGCCUUGAGACACCAGAGAAGGAGUCCCGCACGCGACCCGAAAGCCUCUUACACACACACAAACACACAAACUGUGCGCAAUUGUGAAUUCCUAGGAACAUCUCCUAAUACAGUUAUAGGGGGAAAGUUUUCUUGUUAUUUUGGAAAUAUGGAUGUGUUAACGGUGGAAGAGUGGAGUAAAGGCGCGCGGGAGGUUGCAGCUCUAGGUGCGCUGCAACAGGAACGCGUCAGCACCGGGGUGGUGGAGAGGGGAGGGAACCAUCAACUCGAGGUGUCCCGCUACGACCCGGGACAUACGCUCGUGGACGGCGGCAGUGACCCACGCGCCUGGCUAACCGACGCUUCUGGCACCUGCGCGGCACACGCCACAUCACCCGACUACCUGCGGCACUCGCCCUGUCCGAGCACCGGCUCCUACCAGGAGAGUUGUUCCCCCGGGUCCUCGGGCCAUCCCAGCCCUCCCAUUCACAGAAGAUCUGCCAAGAAUCCCUCCUCUUCCUCGCUCAAAGUCAGGGACCUGUGCCGCCUCAAAGGCACCAUCACAGGGCCAGAAGAAGAGGCCCCCCUGAGGCAGAGAGCGCAGUCCAGCAAGCCCGUCAGCGGCGUCCAGAGGCAGAGGCGGGUGGCCGCCAAUGCACGUGAGAGGAGGCGCAUGCACGGGCUGAACCACGCGUUCGACGAACUGCGCAGCGUCAUCCCGGCGUUCGACAAUGACAAAAAACUCUCCAAGUACGAAACUCUGCAGAUGGCGCAGAUUUACAUCAACGCUCUGGCCGAGUUGCUGCAAGGUCCGGUGUCCACCAACAAUGAAAACUCCGACGGUUCACCAAAGCGUGAUAUUUUGCUGUCACCCGCAGAUGGUUUUGAAGGGGCAAAAGAAAGGGCUGCCCAGUCGCCGUCACUUACCUGCAGGACAGCGGUGGCUCUGCCCCUCUCUGGUGAUGCCAUACCUGUUCACAUCAACGGGAUGCCAUUCCGCUCCUCAUUCCAAGAAAACUCAUUCACUGGCAGAGUUGAAAAAGCGAUGUGUUCCCCUUCUUCCUCGUCCUCACUUGUCGGGAAUGGGAGGAAAGAGUCUCCACGAAGCGACGGGGAGUUUUCCCCGCGCUCCCACUUCAGUGACUCGGAUGAAAUAGCAAUGGAGCUCCACUCAAGUGAAGAAGAUGAUCUGUCGGAAAUCAAGCUACCCAGCCACCGUCAUCCCACCGUGUCAUUCUAAAUAGUUUUUUGAAUAAAAAAGACUAAAUAAAAAUAGUUCACUGCAACAGAAUUGACCAAAUUUCAUUAAACCGUGUCAAUAGCACCUACAGCCUUGUAACUUCAGAGGGAAAAUAUUUCUCCUUUGUUUUUCAUUUCGCAAAGAAAAAAAAAGUUUCUUGUGUCCGCAAUAACUGUUGUUACUUUGUUCGAAAGGCCUGAUUCGGUUCUGCCAACACACACACCCACACACACACACAGAUAUAUAUAUAUA